CGCUGUCCCCACUCUCCCUCGGCGAGCCGCCGGGGCGCAGGGACUGACGGACUGACGGACUUUCGCGCGGACCGCGCUGCUGUGGGACCUGGGCGCCGGGUGUCCAACGCGAGCACCUGCUCGUCGCGCCCCGCCCCGUCCCGUCGGGGCUCAUGGCUCCUCCCGAGCCCCACAGCCCGGAGGGCGCAGGGUAGAGGGCUGCGGCCCGGCCACACCGCCCGGGGACUCCCGGGCCUUCCCGGAGCCCCGCGGAGUCCCCGCCGUCCCUUUGGCGGGCUCAGGGAGCGAGUGGGAGCACCCUCCCCCCGCCGCCCCUCCCCCGAGCGUCGAGACAAGAUGCUGCCCGGUUUCCGUCGCCUGCUGCAAGGUCCCGCCUCGGCCUGCCUCCUGCUGAUGCUCCUGGCCCUGCCGCCCGUGGCCCCCAGCUGCCCCAUGCUCUGUACCUGCUACUCGUCCCCGCCCACCGUGAGCUGCCAGGCCAACAACUUCUCCUCGGUGCCGCUGUCCCUGCCGCCCAGCACGCAGCGACUCUUCCUGCAGAACAACCUCAUCCGCACGCUGCGGCCGGGCACCUUCGGGCCCAACCUGCUCACCCUGUGGCUCUUCUCCAACAACCUCUCCACCAUCUACCCGGGCACCUUCCGCCACCUGCAGGGCCUGGAGGAGCUGGACCUUGGCGACAACCGGCACCUGCGCUCUCUGGAGCCUGACACCUUCCAGGGCCUGGAGCGGCUGCAGUCGCUGCAUCUGUACCGCUGCCAGCUCAGCAGCCUGCCUGGCAACAUCUUCCGCGGCCUGGUCAGCCUGCAGUACCUCUACCUCCAGGAGAACAGCCUGCUCCACCUACAGGAUGACCUGUUCGCGGACCUGGCCAAUCUGAGCCAUCUCUUCCUCCACGGGAACCGCCUGCGGCUGCUCACCGAGCACGUGUUCCGCGGCCUGGGCAGCCUGGACCGGCUGCUGCUGCACGGCAACCGGCUGCAGGGCGUGCACCGCGCGGCCUUCCGCGGCCUCAGCCGCCUCACCAUCCUCUACCUGUUCAACAACAGCCUGGCCUCGCUGCCCGGCGAGGCGCUCGCCGACCUGCCGGCGCUCGAGUUCCUGCGGCUCAACGCCAACCCCUGGGCGUGCGACUGCCGCGCGCGGCCGCUCUGGGCCUGGUUCCAAAGCGCGCGCGUCUCCAGCUCCGACGUGACCUGCGCCACCCCCCCGGAGCGCCAGGGCCGCGACCUGCGCGCCCUCCGCGAGGCCGACUUCCAAUCCUGCCCGCCCGCGGCGCCCACGCGGCCCGGCAGCCGCGCCCGCGGCAACAGCUCCUCCAACCACCUGUACGGCGUGGCCGAGGCCGGGGCGCCCCCCGCCGACCCCUCCACCCUCUACCGAGACCUGCCCGCCGAAGACCCGCGGGGGCGCCAGGGCGGGGACGCGCCCACGGAGGACGACUACUGGGGGGGCUACGGGGGCGAGGACCGGCGAGGGGAGCAGACGUGCCCCGGCGCUGCCUGCCAGGCGCCCGCGGACUCCCGCGGCCCUGUGCUCUCCGCCCGGCUCCCCACCCCUCUGCUUUGCCUCCUGUUCCUGGCGCCCCAUCAUCUCUGACUGCGGUGCUGAGACUAAAGCGGCGGGGCUGUGAGGGGUGUGGGGUGGGGAUCCCCCGGAGCUGCGGCUCUGGCCCCAGUUCCCGCCCCUGGCCUUGCUGCUUUCCUUUUCCCCUCUCAGUUCCCCUUCUCCCCUGGGACCAGGCCGCCUCUCCCUGCCUCCUGGGCUAUCCUGACUUAGAGCGGUCCCAGAAGGGCGUAUCUGGUGGCUCCCUGGACUCUGUUCUCCCCGAUUCUGGCCACCAGCUCUUCCCCGUCCCAGGGCUGCCUGGAGGCCCCCCUCUCCCCCAAGCAGCUGCUUAGACCUCCGUUUCCCGGGCCCACCGUGGACUGAGAGGAUCUUUUGCCUGCAAAGCAUCUUCCACCAGCAGAGCCUUUGGAAGCUCCACAGAAGGGAGCAUCGUCCCAGGAGCCCUUUGGAAGGUUCCUCAGUCGGGACCAGGGGGACCCCAGGCUCCUGCUCAUCCUCGCCCCCCUCAGCCUCCCGACACUGGAGGAAUAUUUUUCUCCUAAGUCUACCCUGGACACUUUUUAGGGCGCCGGGAGAGGACUUUCCUCUCUACCGUGGCUCUUGUGUGGUGAGGAUCAAAAGUUGUUUGGGAAAAAAAUUUAUUAAAAAAUUCUAUUAUUUUC
Messenger RNA from Choloepus didactylus (southern two-toed sloth), 2231 nucleotides. RefSeq names its product reticulon 4 receptor like 2 (gene RTN4RL2). Gene Ontology annotation, molecular function: protein binding. The transcript is spliced from 3 exons. Gene Ontology annotation, cellular component: plasma membrane. Lineage: Eukaryota; Metazoa; Chordata; Mammalia; Pilosa; Megalonychidae. The record is from RefSeq and is a predicted model, not a curated record. Bases 337 to 1599 code for a protein of 420 amino acids.